AUGAACCUCCAGAAUCUCGUCCUUCUACUUUCGGCUGCCAGUGUCGUCAAUGGAUUGAGUUCCUCCAAACCCAGCAACAACAACAUGAAUCGUCGAGGAUUUGUCAACACUGCCGCCGCUGUGGUUUCCACGGGAUUGGUCAAUACUGUUAUUGCGCCCAAUUCUGCCUUUGCCGAUCUUCCCGCCGAAGGUAGAAAGGCUCCCACCUUCGAACUCCCCAAUAGCCGAGGGAACGGUGUCACCACCUUGGAUUCUCUGGUCGCCUCUGACAAAUGGACGGUCCUUUACUUUUACCCCGGUGCUUUUACUUCGGGUUGUACCCUGGAGGCCCGUGGAUUCCAAAGAGAUUUGGAGCAAUUCCGGGCCUUGAAUGCUCAAAUUGUCGGAGUCUCGGUGGAUCCCGUCGAAAAGAAUGCCCAAUUCUGCAGUGAAGAAAAGUUGGAUUUUUACAUGCUGUCGGACAAGGGAGGAAAAGUUUCGAAAGCGUAUGGAAGUGCCCUGAGUGUACCAGGAUUUGGAACCUUUUCCAACAGACAAACAUAUAUCAUUGAUCCCAAUGGAAGACUUCGCUGGAUCUUUACCGAUGUCGAAAGUAAGAUUGCCCGACAUUCUACUGAAGUCUUGGAAAAGCUAAAGGAAUUGGAAGCAUAA
Cylindrotheca closterium is the source of this 651-nucleotide messenger RNA. The record is from the annotation of a GenBank genome assembly. NCBI's taxonomy places the organism in Eukaryota, Bacillariophyta, Bacillariophyceae, Bacillariales, Bacillariaceae.